Messenger RNA from Crotalus tigris (Tiger rattlesnake), 1983 nucleotides. RefSeq names its product phosphoseryl-tRNA kinase (gene PSTK). NCBI's taxonomy places the organism in Eukaryota, Metazoa, Chordata, Lepidosauria, Squamata, Viperidae. The transcript is spliced from 7 exons. Gene Ontology annotation, molecular function: tRNA binding; kinase activity. The coding region runs from base 230 to 1270 and encodes 346 amino acids. The record is from RefSeq and is a predicted model, not a curated record.
CGUAAACACUCGUCUGGACUUUCACAAGCGGAUGAUAGAGUCCCCCCUUUCUGAAGAUAGAGUGUCGCUGGCAGAAGCUCUCAAGGUAAAGACCGUGGUACGAACAGCUGUUUUUUCUCUUGGCUGGGAAAAAGGGAAACUGCUGGCAAGGGAAGGUGAACGAUAGAAAGCACCAUCGGCGACUGCGUAAACAAGUCUGGAAGAGAAGAAGUUUCAUCCAGGGGAAACCAUGGAGCAAGAGAGAGUUGGAGGCCAUCAGCUGGGAUUGUGUGUGCUUUGUGGUUUACCAGCAGCAGGUAAAACUAGGACAGCACAAGAACUGAGUUCCUUCUUGAGGAAGCGCAAAGGAUGGUCUUGUAUUCUUCUCAGUUAUGACAAUCUCAUUCCUUUGGAAGCAUUCAGUCAAACAGAGAUUUCUCAUUGGAGAUCAUACCGGCAUGAAUUAUUAUUGUACCUUGAACACUUCCUUCAGGCUCUUAUUAAAGGAUGCCAUUACUUUCCUCCUUCCAACAGAACUAAAACAAUGUGGAAAAGUUUUGUCUCCUGUUUGAUGGAACAAGGAUUAAUAUCUGCAGGAACAAAAGACCCUGCAUCUUGUCAAUAUUUAAUAGAUUUCAUUCCACUCAGGCCAAUAUAUUUUAUUUUAGAUGACAACUUUUAUUAUCAGAGCAUGAGAUAUGAAGUGUACCAGUUAGCUCGCCAGUAUUCGUUGGGCUUCUGUCAACUGUUCCUAGACUGCCAGGUUGAAAUUUGUUUAGAGAGAAAUGCUCAGAGAAAGCAGCCAUUACCUGAAGAAACUAUAUUUGCAAUGGCACAAAAAUUAGAAUGUCCAAAUCCAAAGAAAUACACAUGGGAGCAAAAUAGCCUUAUUCUGAAAAGUGCUGAAUUUUCAUUAGAAGAUAAUCUUCAGGUGUUUAAUUUGUUAUCUUCUGCUUUGGAAAAUCCAGUAAAACCCAUGGAAGUGAAUACAGAAGAAAAGGAAAUGGAUCGGGCUAUAUGUGCAGGCAAUGUUCUACAUCAAGCUGAUCAAGCUCUCAGGCGAAUAAUCUCUGAAACAAUGCAAAACACUAAAGCCAAAGGCCUUACUCCAAGCGAGAUGAAGAUUUUGUCAGAGGAGCUCAACAAGCAGAAAAUAAAAUUCUUAGAAAAUUUAAAACAAAAGACUAAUAAAGAAAAGCAGUUCUAUGUAGAAAAUAGCAUAUUUAAUAUAACUUCUGUAUUUUCCAAAGAGACAGAUGAUAUUGUUAAAAAGUAUUUAAAUAAACAGUAGCAUUUUAUUUUGCUUCGUCAAGUGGUAUCAACUGUGUGAUGGAAAUUUAACAAUAAUAAAACUAUAAUAGAUACAGUUUCCCUGUGUAAUUUUAAAAACGGUUAAAUUUAGUUCUGAAUGGUAGAAUGUAUUGUUCAAUUUGAGGAAAUGUUAUUUCCUGCUUGAAGAUGUUUAAGGGGCACUAUUUUUUUUCUGCCAGCUUUCCAUAUUAGUGGCCUAUAAUUAUGGCUCUUGUAAAGAUAGACAAGUCUAAUUCUAAGCUCCUCAUAAAAGCCAGGCAAACAGGCUGAAAGAUCCCCAUAGCUUGCUAAAUAAAAGCAAUAAAGUGUUAGGAUAAUUUUUAACAUAUGUGUACUACACCAAUUUGUUCAUAAUACCUAAUGGACUUUGGCUGAUCAGAAAAAACCCUAAACAAUAUUAGACAUGCUUAUAUGCUUAGACGGGCAAGUUCACUAAGAAAUCCCAGGAAUUUUAAAAAAGGCUAAAAAAGGCAGUGAUCAACCAUUUCCAUAUUAUUGCCAGGAUAUCUACAUGUUACCAGAUGAGCUUAAUAUGAAUAAAUGUACUUUAUUACCGUCCUAAUCAAAAUAAUGUUUAAAGUAUUGUGAUUCAAUUUUUUCAUUCAAAAUGAAAUUUUGUUAGUGGCAAAAAUAGGAAAUCCAGGUUAGAAUGUAUUCUUGCAUCCCCUUUAUAUUUUACCAUAUAUAAAAAAA